Molecule: messenger RNA, 2357 nt
Organism: Styela clava
Lineage: Eukaryota; Metazoa; Chordata; Ascidiacea; Stolidobranchia; Styelidae
Product: G-protein coupled receptor GRL101-like
Biological process (GO): hormone-mediated signaling pathway; activation of adenylate cyclase activity; adenylate cyclase-activating G protein-coupled receptor signaling pathway
Cellular component (GO): plasma membrane
Molecular function (GO): G protein-coupled peptide receptor activity; protein binding
Source: RefSeq, a predicted model, not a curated record
AUGAUUGGAGAAAAUUCUGAAUGCCUGAUUCCUGAACAAAAUAUAUGUGACGGAAAGUUCGAUUGUAUUGGAGAUUCAGAAAACCGACUGAGACAAGAGUUUGCAUGUAUUCCACGGACCGGGGGUCUUUCGCGAAUUACUGCCUCGAUAUGCGACGGGAGAGAUGAUUGUGCAGAUUCUAGUGAUGAAGAAAAAUGCCACGCCACAAGCGAUUGUCCAAUAGGUUUUGGGAACAACCGCUCACCGGAUGAAAAAUGCGGUUUCAAAUGUCCUAACGAACGGAUAUGGUCAACAAGAUGUGACGGAAUUUCUCUCUGCACCGAAUUCCGAUAUGAAGAAUGUGAGGGAUGUCUGAACAAACCGCAAUUUUGUGUUAAUAUUGGGGAUAGUAGAGAAGACAAGUUUAAAUGUAAGGAAUGUGAUGAGAGGCACUACAUGGAUGGUCCAUGGAUCCAAUGUCAAAUCAAGGAUAUAUUGUUUGGCUACCAGAUUUGUAACGGAUAUAGAGAUUGCAGAACUGAAACGACCAAAACUAACGACGAGUUGAAUUGCCCAAAGAGAUUUUACUGUAAAAGCGGAUUACCGAUCAACAUUCCCGAUUCAAAACUAUGUGACACGAUUCAGGAUUGUGAAGACGAUAGCGAUGAAAUGUACUGUACUGAUGAAACACAUUUUUAUUGCGAAGAUGGCGGGAAAGUGUUAUACAUAAACAGAAAUAAGGCCUGUGAUGGGGCCAAGGAUUGCACCAGUGGGAAAGAUGAAGUGAAAUGUCGUCAAGAAUGCACAAACAGCGUUUUUUCAAACGAAGAAUAUAUGAUUGAAAAUAAAUACUUUUUGAUAGCAGCAUGGAUAAUUAGUAUAUCAGCUGUUGUAGGAAAUAUUCUUGUCAUCAUCUGUUCUGUUCAUGAUUUUUUCUGUCGCCGGGGGAGACCAAAAGGAAACGAACGAAAAAAUAAAUUGCUGUUGUUGAACCUUUCAAUUUCUGAUCUAUUAGUUGGGAUAUACAACCUUUCUAUCUGCAUCCAAUCUCAUAUAUCUUCCGGUCAUUACUGCCAAGAGGACCAAGAAUGGCGAAGUGGAAUAACUUGUUCAGCUCUGGGAGCUAUUUUAGUCAUCGGUUCAGAAUCGUCAGUUUUUACAUUAAUUUUGCUUAGUUCUUUCAGAUCAAGAACAAUAUCAAAAUCAUUCGAGAGAUUUCCACUGAAUUGGUUCUUCAAAAUCAUAGCAUUAUCUUGGAUUAUUUCAAUCAUCCUUGCCUUGUUUCCGCUACUCCCCUUUGCAGUUUUUGAAGAUUAUUUCAUUGAUAGUGUCAGGUUUGCUGACAAUCCGUUUUUUGCAACUGUCAAAAGUAUUGAAGUUGAUGAACUGAACAAUUGGUUUCUCGUGACAGGAAUUAUCAACACUAAUAAUUCCACAAUUACUGGAUCCUGGGAUAUGCUUGAACAUUUUGCAAUGCAAAUAAAUCCAAACUACACAAUAGUUAAGAAAUUUGGAUAUUACUCAGCACACAGCGUUUGUCUCCCUCGUUUGCUCCCGGACCCCAAAACAAACAAAUCAUGGGGUUAUUCGCUCAUAUUUAUGUUGAUAAAUUUCUCCUCUUUCUUCGUUAUUUUCAUUAGUUACGUCAUAAUAUACAGGAAAUCUGUAGAAACCAACCUAGCGGUGGAAUCAACUAGUUCAGGCAGAUCUAAGGCUUUGCAAAAAAAAAUUAGCUUCAUCUUGUUAACGGACUUUUGCUGCUGGAUGCCAGUUUGCAUUAUGGGAAUUUUACAAGUAAUCGGCAUUGAUAUAUCACUGGAUGGCUACCUUGCAAUUUCUCUUUUCUUGAUCCCCAUCAACAGUGCAUUUAAUCCAGUAAUCUACUAUUUGGAGCCUUCAGUUGUAUGGAAAAACUUAAGUUCCAAAUUCUGUAGGCGCCGGGUGAAAGAUGAAAUCGACCGAAUGGAAGCUCAUAAAGGAUCAGGACCUCGAAAGAGUGCAAUCGGCGUGGGAAUUCAACAAUCAUCAACCACAGGAAUACGGAAGCAAGAUGGCAUGGCGAAUAUGUGACGGUGAUAUAGUGGAACUGUCCCACGAGAAUGCCGUGAACCAGUUGCGACAAGAGAGAAUACAUAUUCACUUUUUAUAUGAAUUUUUUUCCACCAUGAUACAAAAAAGACGUUCGAAAUAUGUUGAUAAAAUUGCACAACUUCACAGGCAUUAUUUUCAUCAUUUCUUAGUUGAUAUGGAUUUUAUUUGAUUUUUGAGCUAUGCUUUUGUUUAAGUACAUAUAUAAAUGUCAAAACACCAAUGCAAAUAAUGUAGCAUUGUCAUUUAAAAACUUUAUACUAUUAUUAAAAGUAAUAAAUUUUCACUCG